Ziziphus jujuba (common jujube) is the source of this 1146-nucleotide messenger RNA. RefSeq names its product protein FAR1-RELATED SEQUENCE 5-like. The record is from RefSeq and is a predicted model, not a curated record. Gene Ontology annotation, biological process: regulation of DNA-templated transcription. The transcript has 2 exons. Lineage: Eukaryota; Viridiplantae; Streptophyta; Magnoliopsida; Rosales; Rhamnaceae. The coding region runs from base 1 to 1146 and encodes 381 amino acids. Gene Ontology annotation, molecular function: zinc ion binding.
AUGCGGGAUUUAGUGUUCGUAGCAAUUCCAGUAAGAGACGUAAAGGAAUUUUUACAGGACUUCCAACACUGCAUUUGGGAAUCAGAAUGUCCGGAAGAGUUUGAAAGAAAAUGGGCUUCUAUCAUCAAAAAGGCGAACCUAUAUGACAAUGAAUGGUUAAAGUCAGUAUUUGAAUUACGUUCAAGAUGGGUGCCAGCAAAUGUUAAUCAUGUAUUUUCAGUUGGAAUGUCAAGUAGCCAACGUACAGAAAGCUUUCAUGCAUUUUUCAAGAGGUACUUUUCGAAGAAAAAUUUAUUGAUAGAUUUUAUACUUCGAUUUAAUAGGGCACUUGCACAUCAACGUCACGAAGACUUAAGUACUAAUCAUGUUGAUAUUAAUGAAAAGCUUAUUUUGAAACUACCAUUGGAAAUGGAAAAGCAAAUGGUUGAGAUAUACACACGCAAGAUUUUUUAUGAGUUUCAAGAUGAGUUGUGGCAUAGCGUAGUAACAAUGUCACAAAUUGUUAGUGAAAAUGAUACACAUAAAAUGUAUACGUUCCAGAUUUGUUCAAAUGGAGGUGUUCUAAGGGUUCAAGAAAUUGGUUAUGAUAAAGUUUUGGACUAUGCAUUGUAUAGCUGUAAAAAGUUUGAGAGUGAAGGGAUUCCAUGUAGACAUAUUUUGGCAUUUUUGCAACUCUUUGGUAAUAUUCCUCUGCCAAAUCAAUAUAUAAUGAAAAUGUGGAUUAGAAUUGCAAAAUCUCAAAUAAUAUACGACAAGGAAAGUGUAGAGAUAACUGGAAAAAAUGGUCCAAUGUUAACGUGGCGAAGUAAACUGUUCAAACUUUUCUCAAAAUUCGUUGAUAACAUCAUGUCAAAUGAAGAGGCAGCUGUAAUUGUGAAUGAUGCUUUGCAAAGUUUGCUUUACAAGUUUAAAUCCGUAGCUGGUAGCACAAAGAGUGGAGGCAUUUCUGAAAAAGGUAGUAAUGUUAAUAACACAACUUUGAAAGACCCAUCUCAAGUGAGGACAAAAGGAUGUGGUAGACGAUUAAAAGGGGAGAAAGAGAAAGCAACAAAUGCUACUAAGUAUAGAGGUCGACGUUGCAAUGGAUGUGGAAAACUUGACCAAGCGCACGACAGAAGAAAUUGUCCAAUCCUUAACAAUCGGUAA